This is a messenger RNA of Colius striatus (speckled mousebird), 1968 nucleotides long. Its product is annotated as monocarboxylate transporter 7-like. NCBI's taxonomy places the organism in Eukaryota, Metazoa, Chordata, Aves, Coliiformes, Coliidae. Gene Ontology annotation, biological process: monocarboxylic acid transport; transmembrane transport. The transcript is spliced from 6 exons. The coding region runs from base 1 to 1968 and encodes 655 amino acids. The record is from RefSeq and is a predicted model, not a curated record. Gene Ontology annotation, molecular function: monocarboxylic acid transmembrane transporter activity.
AUGGCUCCAGCAGCAAGGCCCAAGUCAGCAGCAGGAGAGAGGGACCCGGCCCUGCCGCAGCAAUUCCUGACCCGGGAGGGCUCCGGGAGCCCUUCGAGCUGCUGCCACCCCUCUCUGGGGCUGGACUCGCUCCCCCCUUCCCGCGGCACCGCAUCGAGCGGCGUUAACACACCUCCGCCGCACGGCGCCUCCUGCCAGGUGCAACCGGACAACUACAACUCCCGUCAGGCACCGCGGCUCCUGCCCGCAGCUUUGGGCGGCAGCGAGGUGCUGGGGGUGAUGGGAAAUGGAGUCUGCGGGCCGAGAACGAGCCUCCACACCUCGUUCCUCAUCAGCUCAGCCCGUUCCUGCUGCGUUCCUUCCUACAACAUCACACGUUACUUUUCCAUCAAAACUGGCAGUCAAAAAGCUGUAAAAAUGCCAUGCAUGGCUCCAAAUGUUUGUACUAAAGUGCCUGACGGAGGAUGGGGUUGGAUAAUUGCUUUUGCUUCCUUCUUUGUGCAAGCUCUAACAGAUGGCUUUAUAAAGUCAUUUGGCAUCUUCUUCAAUGACCUGAUGGAAAGCUUUGGUGAAACCACCAGCAGGAUAUCCUGGAUAAUAUCCAUCUGUGUGUUUGUACAGACCUUCACAGCUCCUCUGUCUGCAGUCCUCAGCAACCGCUUUGGCCACGGCCUGGUGGUGGUGGUCGGGGGAGUCAUGGUCAGCACCGGCACGGCCGUCGCCUCCUUCGCUCACACCGUCGUGGACAUGUACGUGGCCGUUGGCGUUGUCUCUGGCCUGGGAUACAGCCUCUGUUACCUCCCAACUGUCACUGCUUUGUCUCAGUAUUUUGACAGAAGGCGUUUGCUGGUCACAACAGUGGCAUCUACUGGGGAAUGUUUCGCUGUUUUCUUCUUUGCACCAGCCAUUACUGCUCUGAAGGAGCACAUUGGCUGGAGACACAGCCUCCUUUCUGUCGGGGUGCUGCAGCUGAUCAUUGUCGCCUGUGGAUUGCUCCUGAAGCCCAUCAUCAUCAAAGAGCAAGAAGCAAGGAGAGCACAGCCGUCAGAAGAACCCACAGAGAUGACACCCAUGCUUGAAAAGGAGCAAACAGGCACCUCAACAGAGUCCAUAGGCUCAGAAGAAGAAAUAACGGCCUUAUCCAGCCAUCUGCCUGGAGACACCAAAGCAGAGCCAGAAAGGGAAGAGCCAAAGGCGCACGUACAGAUACUUAUUGAGGAUGACAGCGCUCCUCUAGAAGCAAAUCCCAAGCUACUGGACUUCUCUGUGAUGAAAGACUAUAGUUUCAUCUGCUAUGCCCUCUUUGGCAUGUUGAUUACCUUGGGUUUCCUCAUUCCCUCCCUCUACAUCAUACCCCUGAGCCUCAGCCUCGGCAUCAGCCAAAAUCACUCGGCGUACGUGCUGUCAGCCGUGGGGAUCGCAGAGGUCUUUGGGAGGAUUUCAGCUGGCUGUGUGCUCAACAGAAAGCCUCUCCACAGCAUCUACGUUGAACUCAUCUGCGUCAUUCUGCUGUCUGUAGCACUGUCUACCUUCCCUUUUGCCUCUAGCUUCUGUGACUUGGUGGCAUGCAGCCUGUUUCUUGGGUUCACGCUCGGGACGGUAGCGGGCACGCACGUUGCCCUCCUGGCAGAAGAUGAUGUGGUUGGCAUUGCAAAGAUGCCUUCUGCAGUGGGAAUCUAUCUCUGCUUUCAAAGCCUGGUGGAGUUGGCUGCACCACCUCUGGCAGGUGUCUUAGUGGAGAGAACAAAGAGCUACAGCUCAGCCUUUUUCUCUUGUGCCACUGGCGUUGCUUUGGCUGCUGUGUUUCUGUCCCUGGUGAGACCAUGCAAGGCUGGGCUGUGCCACAGACAGCAGCAGCGUGCAGAGCAGCGCACGGCGGAGGCUGAACCACACUCACCAGAUGGCUUUAUGGGAGAGGAUAUGGCAAAAGCAGAACAUUUGGGAAAAGGCUGUGACCAUGCAACAUAA